CAUGUGCCUGUUUGCUUGGUGUUGUUCUUCUGUGCAAUCACAAAAAAACUUCCAGAGGGCCAGGAGGAUGGACGACAACACAGCACCUAUCACUAAAUCUGGACCUGCCAAGUUAGUUAAGAAACAUUUCCUAGAGGCUUUAAAGUCAAAUGACUUUGGAAAAUUGAAGGCUAUUUUAAUCAAAAGGCAAAUAGAUGUGGACACAGUUUUUGAAGUUGAAGAUGAGAACAUGGUUUUGGCAUCUUAUAAACAAGGUUAUUGGUUGCCUAGUUAUAAAUUAAAGUCUUCCUGGGCCACAGGCUUGCACCUGUCGGUCCUGUUUGGUCACGUGGAAUGCCUUAUGGUGCUCCUGGACCACAAUGCUACAAUCAACUGCAGACCCAACGGGAAGACCCCUCUUCACGUGGCGUGUGAAAUGGCCAACGUGGACUGCGUGAAGGUCCUGUGUGACCGUGGAGCUAAGCUCAACUGCUACUCCCUAAGUGGACACACCGCCCUGCACUUCUGUACAACUCCGAGCUCCAUUCUCUGCGCCAAGCAGUUGGUGUGGCGAGGUGCGAACGUGAACAUGAAGACGAACAACCAGGACGAGGAGACGCCCUUGCACACGGCGGCCCACUUCGGGCUCUCGGAGCUGGUGGCCUUCUACGUGGAGCACGGGGCCGUGGUGGACAGCGUGAAUGCCCACAUGGAGACCCCGCUGGCCAUUGCCACCUACUGGGCACUCCGCUUCAAAGAGCAGGAGUACAGCCCGGAGCACCACCUCGUCUGCCGCAUGCUGCUGGACUACAAGGCCGAGGUCAACGCCCGCGACGACGACUUUAAGUCUCCCCUGCACAAGGCGGCCUGGAACUGCGACCACGUGCUCAUGCACAUGAUGCUGGAGGCUGGCGCCGAAGCCAACCUCAUGGAUAUCAAUGGCUGCGCCGCUAUACAGUACGUGCUCAAGGUCACCUCGGUGAGACCUGCCGCCCAGCCUGAGAUCUGCUACCAGCUGCUGCUGAACCACGGCGCUGCCCGAAUAUACCCUCCACAGUUCCAUAAGGUGAUAAAGGCUUGCCAUUCCUAUCCCAAAGCAAUUGAGGUUGUGGUCAAUGCCUACGAACACAUCAGGUGGAACACAAAGUGGAGAAGAGCUAUCCCUGAUGAUGACUUGGAGAGGUACUGGGAUUUUUACCAAUCUCUCUUCAGCGUGUGCUGUAAUUCUCCAAGGACCCUCAUGCAUUUAUCGAGAUGUGCCAUUCGUAAAGUGCUACACAACAGAUGCCACAGAGCAAUUCCUUUGCUUUCCCUCCCAUUGUCAUUGAAAAAGUACUUGCUUUUAGAGCCAGAGGGAAUCAUUUAUUAAGCCUUAUGAGACAGCAGUUUCCAGUCCUAGAUAUUUAAGUGGACUCGCUGGGUAGACACAGUUUGCAUAAAUAAAAUGGUACUUGGGUUGAUUAUAACACUUCAGGGAUUUCAAAACACUUUACAAACACUAUGUCAUUAAUCCUGGAGUAUCCUCGGUGAGAGGAAAUAAACAGGUAAAGGUAAGGAAUUUUCACAGCCGAGAAUGUAUUCAGAAGGUACGAUAUUACAGUAAAAGCUAACCUAGACUGUACUCUUACAAGAUGCUGAUGUAUUUUGUUUAACUUUGCAUAUAUUAUCUCAUCUGAAAGGGGACCCAAUUUUUCAUACAACCAGUCUCAUUCUCUGUCUUAUCAGUAAUAAGUUUACAUUAUUGUUCAGUUUGUAAUAUAGCAAGUUUUAUGAUCAGCUUCUUAAAGUUGGUGUCUUCCCCCAUAAUUAUUUAGCAGUAAUUAACUAUCGCUAGUUUUGUGAAGUCCUACUCCCCAAAUCAAGCUCCUCAACUUGUUUUAGUGAAGCGUACACAUACAUAUAGUCCAAGCAAGAUCUCUGAGUCAAGUUAGAAAUGAAGAAAGACCAAUCCACUUAAUAGUUAGGAAUGGACACUUCACCACACGCAUUCAUUGAGCGAGAAACUGGAGAUAUGGAAAAGAGUCCAACAUGGUUCCUGCCCUCCAGAAUCUCCCCCUUUAGCAGGGGAUCUGGACAUCAGAGCAGGUGAUUGCAAUGCAGAUGACAGGGUAAGGGUACAGUCUGAAGCUCACAGUGCCUACCUUCCAAAGUUGUGCUUCUGACAUGAAGCGUGUGAUUUUUCUUUGAAGAAUGAAAAUACAGAAUGAAAUGAUUGUAAAGAACAGAGGGAUCUCCUGUGAAUGUUAAAAUAAAUCUAUUUAAUUUUUAAAUUUAGCUUCUCCAAAGUUCUAGACAUUGUUUUUUAUUUUUUUCUGGUGC
Messenger RNA from Chinchilla lanigera (long-tailed chinchilla), 2298 nucleotides. RefSeq names its product ankyrin repeat and SOCS box containing 4 (gene Asb4). Lineage: Eukaryota; Metazoa; Chordata; Mammalia; Rodentia; Chinchillidae. Gene Ontology annotation, biological process: intracellular signal transduction. Gene Ontology annotation, molecular function: protein binding. The transcript has 5 exons. The coding region runs from base 2 to 1348 and encodes 448 amino acids. The record is from RefSeq and is a predicted model, not a curated record.